Brassica rapa (field mustard) is the source of this 7942-nucleotide messenger RNA. RefSeq lists its product as uncharacterized. The record is from RefSeq and is a predicted model, not a curated record. Lineage: Eukaryota; Viridiplantae; Streptophyta; Magnoliopsida; Brassicales; Brassicaceae.
CUCGUACUUCAAAUUUCCCGAUCGAUCUGUAUUGCCCGCGACUCAACCACAAAGAUACUCGACCAUUCUCUCUCUCUUUUCUUUUUUUUUUUUUUUUUUUUUUUUUUUUAACGGGUUUCUACACUUUCCCUCUGCCGCACAUCGAUAAUCUUGUCGAUGCCACGGCUGGACACCAGCUAAUGUGCUUCAUGGACGCUUUCUCCGGCUACAACCAAAUACUCAUGCAACCCGAAGAUCAAGAGAAAACCUCUUUCAUGACGUCUCAGGUGAUCUACUUCUACAAGGUCAUGCCCGUCGGCCUGGAGAACGCCAGAUCGACAUAUCAGAGGUUGGUGAACAUGAUGUUCGCGGACCAAAUAGGAGAAACUAUGGAAGUCUACAUUGACGACAUGCUGGUGAAAUUCCUAGAGGCGGAGGACCACAUCUCGCACCUGUAACAGGCCUUUUCUACCCUCCGUAAAUACAAUAUUAAGCUCAACCCAGCUAAAUGCUCCUUCGGCGUCAGCUCUGGAAAAUUCUUAGGGUACAUUGUGACCCACCAGGGCAUCGAGGCUAAUCCAGACCAGAUCAGAGCUAUCCAUUCAAUUCCUUCUCCGAGGAGUAAAAGAAGUCCAUAAGCUAACUGGCAUAAUGGCGGCUAUAAGCAGAUUCAUCACCAGGCUCUCUGAUAAGUCUCACUCCUUCUUCAAACCCUCAAGAAGCCAAAGGAUUUCGAAUGGACCGAGAAGUGCGAAUCGGCUCUCCAUGAAUUCAAGGAUUAUCUUCCUACUCCCCCUCUCUUAUCUAAACCCUUGCUUGGCGAAGUCUUACUACUAUACCUCGCUGUCUCAGAACAUGCAGUUAGCACCGUCUUGGUUAGAGAAGAGGAAACCAAGAAACUACCAAUAUACUACGUGAGCAAAGCCCACCUAGACGCAGAAACCCGCUACAGUCACCUGGAGAAGUUGGCCCUGGCCCUAAUGGUCGCUGCUCGUAAAUUACAGCCUUACUUUCAGGCUCAUCCGGUGGUGGUCGUCACUUCCUUCCUUAUAAAGCUGGUCCUACAUAAGCAUGAGGUCUCCGGACGAUUGGUAAAGUGGGCAGUAGAGCUGGGAGAAUACGACAUAAUCUUCCGACCCGCUACGGCAAUUAAGUCCCAGGCCUUAGCAGACUUUGUGGCCGAAUUCUCUCCGGCUUUACUCCCGACCCGGAGAAGGCCGCUAGGUAUUGCCUCUGUCAGGGGAAGCUAUACCGCAGGUCGUUCUCUGGCCCAUAUCUGAGAUGCGUUACACCCGGUGAAGCGACCAAGAUCCUAGUGGAAUCACACGAGGGAGAUUGCGGGUCUCAUUCCAGCGGCAGGAGCCUAGUUCUGAGAGCCAAAAGAGCAGGUUAUUACUGGCCCACGAUGGCCGACGACGCUAACCAAAAAGCUGAACAUUGUGACAGAUGCCAAAGGCAUGCGCCUGUCUCCAGACUGGCUCCGUCAAAUCCAUAAGUUCGCCCUGGCCAUUCAGGAAAUAGGGCAUGGAUAUAGUAGGGAAGUUCCCCAUGUCGCCGGGGCAAAAGGUCUUCCUCCUGAUAGUGACAUACUACUUUUCAAAAUGGAUCGAGGCAGAAGCACUCAGCAGAAUAACCGAUCUCCAUAUCAGAAAGUUCAUAUGGACAAACAUAAUCACACGGUUCGGGGUUCCAGAAGAAAUUGUCGCUGACAACAGCCCCCAGUUUAUGAGCCACAAUUUCAAGGAGUUCUGCAAAGACUGGGGUAUCAGACUCUCCUUCGCUACGCCACGACACCCCUAGUCUAACAGGCAAGCAGAGUCUACAAAUAAAACAGUGGUAAACAUGCUGAAAAAGCGCUUGGAGGGUUCCAAGGGAAACUGGGCAGAGGAGCUGCACGGACUCCUCUGGGCCUAUCGGACCACCCACAAGACAGAAACCCAGGAAACCCCCUACGCGCUGGUAUACGGAGCAGAGGCUAUAAUCCCCACCGAAAUGCACGUAAAGACCACAGUCUUGGGGACUACCUCUCAGGAAGAAAACCACGAGCUAAUACCGCUAGGUCUCGAUCAACUCGACAAAAAGAGAGAAACUGCCAGUCUGAGAAAUUGGUCCUACCAGCAAGAAGUAGCCAAGACCUACAACAAGAAGGUCAGAACCAGAACCUUCCAGCAAGGCGACUGGGUCCUGCGACGAACAGAGAAAACAACUGGGAAACUCACCCCCGGAUGGGAAGGACCCUACAAGAUAAUAGAGGUACGGGGAGCAGGGGCAUACAGGCUUCAAGACGCCAAAGGUAAAAUACAACCCAAUUGCUGGAAUGCCCUACACCUUAAAGCUUAUCAUUUCUAACUAAGAUCACUAGAUCAUAUUCUCUAUAUCCAUUAUUUAAGCAUUAUGUUUUCCUAUACCUAUGUAUGCUGAAACGUCCCCGGACCAAAAGCUAAUAUAAUGAAAUAGUUCCAACUAUAAAAGAGUAGAAGGAAUGCCAUAAUACUUAAAGGGGCAAACAAGCUGGAUCAGGUCCAAGAGACCUUCGAUCCUGGCCAACCCUUAAUAACAAGUGGUACGACCACGAAAAAACAAAACAGGUAUGAGACAUAAGGUAGGAAUGGGUCUGCGCAAACCUGAGUAUGCCGUCAAUACUACUUAAAACCCCUGUAUAGCCUCAGGCAUAUCGGGGUCCCAAACAAAAAUACCAAAACUGUGAAAGUACUUGUAUUAAAACGCUACGUGCUAGAAUAAUACAGGAGACACGAGGUAUAAUUGUCAUUGAGCAAGUGCAAAAGUCCGGGAGUACCACAUAAUACUCUACUUCUCCAAACGUGGAAAGUAGCAAAGUCUGGCACUUGGGGUUUCACCCACACCAGCACCCUCUAAGUCUGGCUGGAAAAAGCAGCACGAGAACUCGAUAGUGACCAGCUUCUGAGUGGUAGAAUGCGAAAUCCAAACAUGUACCGGUAGUCGCCUCACCUAGGAUGGCAGAAUAUGGUCCCUUAAAAUUAAAACUGAAUACCCCCGGGUUAUUAAGAACUUUUGGGUCCCCAUGCAAUCUCCGGGUCCUGAAAAAAUUUCUUCAUGGCCUAGAAAAGGUAAACCUCCAGGUUCUUAUUAACCCCAGGCCCGACUACGAUCACAGGAUCCAAAGAAAAAAUCCUCCGGGUCCUCAAGAGACCUUCGGGCUAAGUUCUCAAUUCCAAACUUACGGGAAAAAAAGAAAUAGGGUUUGCAGGAAAAGAAAUUCAUUACAAAAGAGCAUCGUUCCAAAGAAGAAAUCAAGAAAGGCAACAAGAAGCCAUUUUAAAAAAAAACAGACUCGACAAAAAGCAACAAACAUCUUGAAAGGUGGGCUGGAUGAGACUUGAGACUCUGCAGCGGACCUCGAACCUAUUUGAGGGCACCCUCCAAAGUGAUGAUCCGAUCCUUUAGAACCAAGCAGAUGUCGACGAUAUUCUUCUUCAGGAUCCCAGCAUUCUGUCCUUCCUUCCAGCCAUUCCUUCAUAAGCUCCCAUCUAGCUGAUAGACCAUAUAUUUUACCCAUUUUUAAUCAUGGUCUAUAAAUGUUUUAAAGUGUUUUAAGAUACAAUUAUUAUGUUUUGGAAUCUAUUUAGAGUAUUUACAGGUUCAGGGACGUUUAGGAGAAAUAUGGUGAUUUUGGAGUCUUUUGGAGCCUUUGGAGGUGCAGAGUUGCACAGAUGCGUCAGAUGUUUAGCUAUGUAUAGAGACCAUCCGACCGUUAGAUUGAGCCCAUAUUUUUACACAAAAUAGAGCUUUUAGUUAUCUUUCCAAUGCCACCGGUCUCAGGUCAAUAAGCAUCAUGUAGCAGAAGUUAUGCCCGUUUUACUGAAGAGUGGUCAGUCUGCCUCGCGAGAGGAAGCUGCCGAGAAGAGGAAGCCACGUCGAUCGAUGCAGCACUCUGCACGUCGAUCGAUGGAGAUCCCAGAUCGUGGGCCUUGUAUAUUUUAUGACUGCGUGAAGCCCAGAAAUAACCACAAAUUACCAGAAUGCCCUUGGAUGACCAGAAACCCUAUUUAUGUUAUUUCUAAGCCAUUGUUGGCGGGGACGCUUUUUACAGGCUUUCUGUUUCAUUGUUUCUCUGAGAGGAGAGAAUGGAGGAACUCCUAUCAGAGUCCUCCUGGAACUCCUUUGGUUUUAUUUAUCUAUUUCAUUUCAGUUUUAUAUCUGUUCAUCUAUGAUUUCUGUUUUCAUGUCUGAGUAGAUCCACCUGUUAGAUCUAGGGUUCAUAUAGGUUUGUGGGAUUAGCCCCAAAUUAUAGAUCUGCCUUGUUGUGAUAUUCAUGAUAGAUCUAUACUUAUUGCUUGUUCUAGAGUAAUUAACUAGAAUAUUGAUCAUAGGAUUGCAUACACAAGCAUCCUUGUUAUCCCAUCCUGACAUCUAUCUAUCAUAUUAGGAUUGUUAGAGAGGGCUAACCGCCAAUUUAGCAUCCUAAUAGGGCAAAUUAUCUCGCGCAUAGGCCUGGCUAGAACCCGUCGAUCGAUGUCCUCAACUGACUAUCGGUCGACGUAGGUAAAGGUGUAUCGGUUGAUGUCCCAAUAGGGCCAUCGGUCGACACUCUUUCGUGAUCAAGAUACUAACCAUUGAGACACGAGAUCUAGCGAGUUAACCAGUGAAACAUGCGACAUCUGAUCACUGAGUUAAGCGGUUGAGCUCUAACAUAUCAUGCAUGAAACAAAUAGGUACCUAUAGGAAUUAUAAUCUCCAACACCUGAAUAGAAACCCUAGAUCUAGCAACCAUCCUUCCAUCGAACAACCCUUGCCAAGCUGAACAAUUGACUUGUUCAACUUGUUUACUGCUUUGUUUAUUUAAUUGCUAUUUUACUGCUUUAUAAUCUAUUAGCCUAGUUUAUUAUAAAUUAUUUAGAUCUAAUCGGUUCUCUAGCUCCUUGUGGAUUCGAUCUCUAAGUACUAUAACUCGACCUCUUUUGAUGAGAGUAACACUCUUUAGGGUAAUUUGAGUGAUAUCACUAGCCGAAGCUCUCACCUGCCCAAUCAAUAAGUCACGCUGAGCUGCCAUGUCUCGCACCCGGUUACGAAGAAGAAACAACUCAGUAAGAAGCCUCUGUCAAUCGCGGUCGGGAGUGGCCUAGUCCUAGCAGCUGGCGGUGUUACCCUAGUCAAACGAGGUGGGGGAGCAUAGAAAGGGCGUCUUCUUCGCACUCCAUCCUGCUGAUAAUCGUCAUAGAGGACAGAAACAGGGAGUCUCGCAAUAUUCCCUGGGGAGUAAAAAUGAAGAAAUUAGACCCUACCAAGACAGGAUUCUACUACAGAAAGGACCAAGAUGCAGAGAUUUACCCCAAAGACGACUGUGACGCAGGACCGCCUUGCUCAUCAGGAAGUGCCCUAAACGGAAACGUCGAGGAAUCGCCAACAUCAUUUUCGCCACGGCUUCCCCAAGAAAGGAUACCUGACGAGACACAUCUGAAAGCAAAAUCAGUUGUCAGUAGACCAAUAACUAAAGAAGGAAAAAGUGCCAGGAGCAAGGCUUACCAACAAUACGCCAAAAUGUAGGAUAAUGGAAGGGUUCCUAGAUCUUCAUAAACACGUACCGACUGGUCCAGUUGUCCCCAAAAGGGUAACUACCCCAGGUACCUCUUAAAGUUUCUUCAACCAAGGGAGCGCCGUCACGAGGCAGGAGGUGGUAGAACCCAGGCAUGAUCGUCAGAGGGGCGAAGUAGUAGGAGUAUAGAACUUUGUGUAUCCCGGUAUCAAGGCCAUAAAGCUCCCCGAGUACUUGGAUCGACAUUAAAGUCUUCCAGGAUGAAGGAGUAAGUGUGGGAACCGAAAUUCGCACUGUCAAUUUCUAUCUAAAUUAGGAAAUUAGGAAAAUCCUAAUUUCCCAGAGGUCCCGGAGAUCUGUUAAUACCACACGCUAAGCAAUCAGAACACGAUAUAUUAACGACAAAGUAUAAAAAUCGUGAGAAGAGAGCAAAGUAGAUCUUAUUCUGAAUCUGUCUUUGAGCGUUACAGCAAGGUAUAAGCCUGGGGUCGAGAGCUGUCGGCGAGAUUUCUAGUUCUAGCAACCCUAAGACGACUAAACCUAAUUGAGUCGCAGCUCGAAAUAACUAAACGAAAAUAUACCUAAAUUGCUCUAAGUGCUAAGUUUGCUCUGAAAAAGUUCUCUCUCUAUGCCUCUCGCCUAGGACUCCUUAUAUACUCGCUCCAAAGUCAGUUUACGCUUUUACUCUUCUGCCCUUAAGCCAUCAUAGCAAAAAAUGGAGAUAUUCCAUUUUUUCCGAUCUUCGUAAUUAUCAUCAAAAUUGCGUAUUUAUCCGCGGAAACUUGACAUUUAUCUUCGAUCCGUAAGUCUAAGAGGGAAGUAUCGAUCGACACCCUCCAAGGAGCAUCGAUCGACAGCAUACACCAUCAAUUGAUCGACACCAUUCAUCCGACGUCGAUCGACAAACGACAAGUAGCAGUGAUCGACAGAGCCAACAAAUCGUCAAACAACACUGUUCACCGAGGUACUAUUCGUCGAGGUACUGUUCAUCCAGGUACUGUUCAUCAUAAUACUAUUCAUUCUAGUACUGUUCAUUGCGAUACUAUUCAUCGCGACACUAUUUACCUACCGUCGAUCGACACUAUUCAAAUUCCGUCGAUCGAUACUAUUCAUGUCCCGUCGAUCGAUACUGUUCAUCCAAACACUGUUCACCUGAACACUGUUCAUCGCAAUACUAUUCAUCCUUACACUAUUUAUCUACCGUCGAUCGACACUGUUCAUAACGUGUCAGUCGAUAUUAUUCAUAUCCCGUCGAUCGACACUAUUCAUGUCCCAUCAAUUGACACUUUUCAUCCCGUGUCGGUCGACACUAUUCAUCUUUCGUCGAUCGACACUGUUCAUAUUAUGUCGCUCGACACUGUUCACCCGAACACUGUUCAUCGCGAUACUGUUCAUCCGAACACUGUUCAUCGUGACACUGUUCAUCGAAACACUAUUUAUCGCGGCAUUGUUCCUCCAAUGACGAGCACCACUUACGGAGAGACAGAGAAGGUCGAAGCGCUCAUACUUAAGAUCGACAAUAAAGGUAUUUGGCGAGACGAAAAAGGUCGUCCUUGCAGCCGCACAGGACAAUUGAUUAAUGCUGAGGGUAAUGAAAUCCCGGAUGUAAUUGCCGUUGCUGAGAUGAAUACCUUUGAUCUGACAAGCCAAUGGUAUAAUUGGGGAAGUGAGGAUCUUUUCCGAGGUCUUCCUCAUGAAAAUCACAUCGAAGAGCUUGAGGGUCUAGUUUCAAGGCGUAAGCAGAAACAAAUAUCUGAAGACCUCAUACUCUGCAAGAUUUUCCCUUAUACUAUCUCUGGAGAUGCUUUUAGCUGGUUCAGUAAGCUGCAGCCAAGAUCUCUAACCUGCUGGGAAGACAUCAAAGGCGCCUUCCUAGGUAAAUAUUUUAGCGAAGUUGUAGCAACUCGAAGUAAAAGGUUUGAUUACAUGGUGGACAAGAUGAUUGAAGAUCACGAGAAAGGAAUAAUCACUAGUCUUAGUCAGAUUAGUAUUAGUCAGUUAAUGGAUUUUUCCUAUAGCGAGCAAGAUGAAGAUUUUGAAAUCCCGACCACUCAUGUCAAGCAGCCAGACAUUCAGGUUCACCAUGCAGAUGAGAGUAAGCAGAAGGACGAACUAAACAGAGAAAAGCUGGUCAACCAUGAUACAGUUGAGGAUGAUGAAUAUCAUGUAUCAGGAGAGCAGAGCAAAGUAGAAGAAGCUGAUACAAAAGAUCCGACUUCAGCAUCGAUCGACAGUAGUAACUCAGAAUCGAUCGAUGUCCGCACUUCAGAAACGAUCGAUACAGAUAUUUGUCAUCAAUCGAUACCUUCUACAAUCCCUGAUGCUACCAUUGUGUAUGUUAGGACUGAACGACUGAAGGCAAUUAGAGACUAUAACAGUCCUGAGGAUGCCUAGGCUAAAAGGUCUGCAUUGCGUCGUUCAGCACUUCAGAAUACUGUCCUUGAGCUA